Molecule: messenger RNA, 1197 nt
Organism: Periconia digitata
Lineage: Eukaryota; Fungi; Ascomycota; Dothideomycetes; Pleosporales; Periconiaceae
Source: the annotation of a GenBank genome assembly
AUGAAUAAAAACCCACAACGCAAAUGGCUGUGGCUGGUCGGGCCAUUCUGCAUAUUCAUGCCUUUGAUGCAAGAGAGCCGUCACGCGCUGGCGCAUCCCCCGCCUUUUCCCUCCAGGCCAGUCUCCCCAGCAGAAGACUCGCAAAGUACCCUCCAUGCCCGGCGAGGAGGCUAUUACCCCGCUUCUUAUCUGCAGCUGCGCCUGGGGGGCAGGUACCCUCUACAUGCUCCCCCACGCAAACCUCCGCACUUCCCCAGGUACCAGCUACCUCGCCCUCCCGUCUUCGCAGUCGUCCCCCACCGGCACUUGGCCUUGACCAUGCCCAAUCUAUCCCGGCCAUGCUGUCCGCCAUCCAUCCCCAUUCGCUCGCCUCAUAUGCGAACCUGCCCCUUCUUGUAUCCCAUGUACAAAGAUCAGCGCCUGCUAACCCGCCAGCCAGCUAGCCGGCCACUCAGUCUUGCCUCUCCAGUCACCAAGCGCAGCCUGAAGCCUUCCCCCAUCGCCGCUGCUCCGCAAAGAACCUCGCCUUUUGCCCAGUCUGCCGACCUGGCCAGCAUCCAGCCUGCCCCUACGCUUGCUCCCGCCCUGGCUCCUGCGCCCUCCAUACCCGGUCAAGACUCUUUUGCCCCCUCUCAACUUUCACCCGUCCAAGGCGCCAAUUCGCGAAAGCGCAAGUCCGUCACCAUGGCCCACCAGAUGGAAGACAUGGCCGGCCCUGUACCCGCGUCCGCUGCUCAACAGACGGGUGGGGCCGCAGAGGCAUCUGGCGCUGCCGACGCGGACGCGCUCGCCCAGGAGCCCAAGGUCAAAAAAAGCCGGACAAAUACGCCCUGGACGCCCGCCGAGGAGCAGAGGCUCAAGCAGAUGCGCGAUGCAGGCAACAGUUGGAGCGAGAUCGCAAAGGUACGGAUGGACUGCUCUCGGUCGCACAUCGUCUCUACGCAGACUCCCUGUGGUGCUUGGCCAGUGUACCCGAGUCGGAUGGCGACUUUCCCGCAACGGACAGAGGGUAGUGUAAAGAAACACUGGUACAAGGACAUGCAUUACGCCGAAUUCGGUGAAGACGAGAGUGCAGCGCUCUUGUCCGCCAUCAAGGAGUACGAUGCAAACAAGUGGAAGUCCAUCGGCCAAAAGGUUGGCAAGCCGGCAAAGGCAUGCGAGCAGUAUGCAAAGGAGCAUUUUGGAGGGAAGUACUGA